AUGCUCUUGGCUUAUUUUAAAAGUGGUGAUAUUGCUAACGCUAGGAUCUUGUUCGAUAAGACUGAUGAUAAGGAUGUUAUAGUUUGGAAUGCUAUGUUAGGUGGGUAUGUACAAUGUUGUCUUCCUGAUAAAGCUCUUGAGCUAUUUCGAGAGAUGCAGAAUUCGAAGGUUAUUCCUAAUGAAGUAACUCUAAUCAAUGUGCUAUCUGCUUGUUCGAUGAUGGGUUGUGUAGAAUUUGGGGAGUGGGUUCAUGCUUAUAUCGAGAGGCAAUUUGGGGUUCUCAGCAACUCGACUGUGAAUAAUUCUCUUCUUAAUAUGUACUCUAAGUGCGGCAGGUUGGAUCUAGCAUUUGAAUUGUUUCUAGUUAGUCAAUGUAAGAAUCUUGAAACUUGGAACACCAUGUUGACUGGUUUCGCCAUCCACGGGCAUGCAUCUGAGGCUCUGUCGCUCUUCUCGCAAAUGAUUAAGCUAGGCUCCCUGCCUGAUAGCAUUACCUUCGUCGUGCUUGUGAUGGCUUUUUGCCACAGAGGAAUGGUUGAUGAUGCUCGUUGUUGCUUCAAUUGCAUGACUACAUUGUACGGUAUUGAACCAGAUGCCAAGCAUGUUAAUUGUAUGGUCGAUGUUCUUUCUAGAGGAGGGUAUCUUGAUGAGGCAUAUAUACUUAUCGAAAACAUGCCAUUUGAAGGCGAUACAUAUGCUUGGGGUGCGUUAUUAAGUGGUUGUUUCACUUACAAAAAUUAUGAGCUUGGAUUGAAUGUUGCGAGGAGACUUCUAGAACUUGAACCAAGGGCAGAGGGGAGAUAUGUAGCUCUUUUGAAUCUUUAUAGCUUGGUUGGUAGAAUUGAGGAUGCUAUAAAGUUGAGGAAGAUGAUGGAUGAGAUGGGUAUUAAGCAGUCGUCGGGGAUAAGUGUGAUUGAGGUUGAUGGUGUUUUUCAUGGGUUCAUAGCAGGGGAUAGUUCACAUGCGGAGUCGAAGGAUAUUUAUACUAUGAUUCAUAAUAUUUUACCAAAUUUGGAUGUUAAUGGUCAACUAUGUUAA
Asparagus officinalis (garden asparagus) is the source of this 1038-nucleotide messenger RNA. Its product is annotated as pentatricopeptide repeat-containing protein At2g22410, mitochondrial-like. The coding region runs from base 1 to 1038 and encodes 345 amino acids. Gene Ontology annotation, molecular function: protein binding; RNA binding. NCBI's taxonomy places the organism in Eukaryota, Viridiplantae, Streptophyta, Magnoliopsida, Asparagales, Asparagaceae. The transcript has a single exon. Gene Ontology annotation, biological process: RNA modification. The record is from RefSeq and is a predicted model, not a curated record.